Caenorhabditis sp. 36 PRJEB53466 is the source of this 940-nucleotide messenger RNA. The record is from the annotation of a GenBank genome assembly. NCBI's taxonomy places the organism in Eukaryota, Metazoa, Nematoda, Chromadorea, Rhabditida, Rhabditidae.
AUGGACAUUGAACUGCUCCGUUAGUCGUGUGGUAGGCUCUUCCGUUCGAGAACCUUCCGGAAGUUUCCGACCUUUGCAGCAGUUGGAUUGGCAGUCUGCUCGAGUGUUUCGUUGCUUCUUGUCGGCUGCAAAACUGCGGAUCGAUUAGUGACUCGAAGGGAACGGAUGAAAGAGUCUUCGAGAAGAAAGAAGAAGAGAAGGGAUUCGGAACGGUCGAAGCGGCAGAAAAGCAAGAGAAAGAGCGAAAGACAGAAGAAGAGUGCUCGGAGCAAAAAAAGCAAAAGAGAAAAGAGCCGGAGGAGCGCUCGAAGCAAGAAGGACAAGAGGAACAGUGCUCGGAGCAAGAAGAUGCAGAAGAGUGGAAGAACGAAAAAAGGGUCGAAGGAUGCGGAAGACGGGGACGGAGGCUCGAAUCGCUCGGAGGGCAGUCGGCAGAGAAAAAUUGAGGAGGAGAGGGAUCGGAAAGAGUCCCAUCGAAGCCAGCGAUCAGAAGGAAAUCCGAAUCGGAGUGAAGACCGUCCACAGAAGAGUUCGAGCAAGAAGAGCAAAAAGAGCGGAAAGAGCAAGAAGUUUGUUAUACUUUUCAGAUCCUUCACAAUUGAUCACUUUUCAGAUCUGUCACUAGUUCCAACGUCAAGAAGAGUUCGUCGAAAAAGAGCAGAAAGAGCCAGAAGAGUCAGAAAAGUGAGAAGAACGAGUUGAGGACCGCGAGAAGCCAGCCCUCUCUGAAAACGGCGAAAAGUCAGAAUUCCCUGAAAACGGCGAAAAGUGAGAAGAAUCUGGAGACGAAGGGAAGCAAGAAGGGAUCCAAGAAGAGCUCCAAAUCGGCAAAGAAGACGGUGACGGAAGAAAAUGGAAAGAAAGAGUGAGAGGAUUCGGAAGCAGAUUCAGAAGUGUAUUGACUGUUUUCAGAAGGAAACUGACAACGAAGAAGAAUUAG